Cynara cardunculus var. scolymus (artichoke) is the source of this 1645-nucleotide messenger RNA. RefSeq names its product RAN GTPase-activating protein 2-like. Bases 1 to 1551 code for a protein of 516 amino acids. Gene Ontology annotation, molecular function: GTPase activator activity; protein binding. The transcript is spliced from 2 exons. The record is from RefSeq and is a predicted model, not a curated record. Lineage: Eukaryota; Viridiplantae; Streptophyta; Magnoliopsida; Asterales; Asteraceae.
AUGGAUUCUACUCAUGGUCAGUCGACUUAUGGUCACUUGCGUUCAAUUAAGUUGUGGCCUCCUAGCCAAACCACCAGGCAAGUGCUUGUGGAUCGUAUAGUAAAAAACCUCACAACUCCCUCCAUUUUAUCGCGAAAAUAUGGUCUUCUAAGCAAAGAAGAAGCCGAAGAAGAUGCUAAACAAAUCGAGUCUGCAGCCUUUUCUGCUGCAAACCAACACUUUGAAAAAGAACCAGAUAGCGAUGGGGCAUCAACUGUGCAAGUUUACGCUAGAGAAUCCAGUAAACUUAUGGUGGAAGUCGUCAAAAGAGGACCUCGACCAAAAGAGGAUAGAGAUAUUAUACCAGAUUUGUUAUCUGACCAUGAAUCUGUUUUCGACAUUUCUGGAGGGCGCCGAGCUUUUAUUGACGCGGAAGAAGCUAAAGAACUUCUGAAACCACUAAAAGAACCCGAAAACAAAUACACAAAGAUUUGUUUUAGUAAUAGAAGUUUCGGUCUACCAGCUGCCCAUGUCGCUGCCUCCAUUCUGUCGAAUCUAAAGAACCAAUUGACAGAAGUUGAUCUUUCAGAUUUUGUUUCUAGAAGGCCAGAACCAGAAGCUAUUGAAGUUAUGAGGAUGUUUUCAUCGGCUCUCGAGGGUUGUGACCUCAGUUAUUUGAAUCUUUCGAAUAAUACUUUGGGUGAAAGGGGGAUUCGGGCAUUCGGUGAUCUUUUAAGGUCUCAAGAAAAUCUUGUUGAAUUGUAUCUGAUGAAUGCCGGUAUAUCGGAGGAAGCUGCAAAGGCAUUGCGCGAGUUAAUCCCUUCAUCGAAGAAACUCAAGAUUCUUCAUUUUCAUAAUAACAUGAUUAGAGAUGGAGGAGCGAUUGCCAUUUCUCAACUCGUUAAAGAAUCUCCGAUGCUAGAGGAUUUCAGGUGUUCUUUGGCACGGAUCGGCUCUGUAGGCGGCGUCGCUCUUGCCGAAGCACUUGCUACUUGCACCCUUUUGAAAAAGCUCGAUUUACGCGACAACGUAUUCGGAACUGAAGCCGGGAUCGCUCUAAGUCGGGGUCUAUCCGGGCACGCCAAUCUCAUCGAAAUCCACCUCGGUCACCUGAACCUCGAGGACGAAGCCGCCAUCGCCAUUUUAAACGCUCUAGAAACUUGUCCUUCUUCCAUUGAAGCUCUAGAGAUGGCCGGAAACGCCAUUACUUCUGAAGCAGCUCCGGCGAUUGCUGCCUGUAUAACUUCAAAGAAAGAUUCUUUAACCAAAUUAAACUUAUCGGAAAACGAACUGAAGGAUGCCGGUGCGGUUGCGAUCGGGAGGGCGGUGGCGGUGGAGGAGGAGUUUGGGCGGUUGAUGAUGGUGGAUUUGAGCAGUAACGGGAUUGGAAGUGGUGGCGCAAGGAUACUGGCUAAGGCGGUUGCGGGUAAACCUGUGUUUAGGCUGCUGAAUAUUAAUGGUAAUUUUAUAUCGAAUAAAGGGAUUGAGGACGUCCGUGAGAUCUUCCAGAAUUCACCUCGAAUGCUUGGACCUCUGGAUGCCAAUAACCCUGAUGGGGAAGAUGAUGAUUGAUGAUAACAAUUGAAAACCAUCUCCAAAUCAACCACAAAGAAUAGGUUCGUGUUUCGAAUUUAAAAAAAAAAAAAGAUUUUAGAGCUCUUUUAUU